This is a messenger RNA of Ochlerotatus camptorhynchus, 3484 nucleotides long. It is a transcript of the gene AGO3, whose product is annotated as Argonaute 3. The record is from RefSeq and is a predicted model, not a curated record. The coding region runs from base 189 to 3068 and encodes 959 amino acids. Lineage: Eukaryota; Metazoa; Arthropoda; Insecta; Diptera; Culicidae. Gene Ontology annotation, biological process: regulatory ncRNA-mediated gene silencing. The transcript is spliced from 7 exons. Gene Ontology annotation, molecular function: protein binding; RNA endonuclease activity; piRNA binding. Gene Ontology annotation, cellular component: P granule.
AUUCGCUUUUGUGAUUUCGAUUUGCAAGUGUGCUCGUCGCGUUGUGAAAUGUAAGCGCAUUCGGUGAAAUAACAGUGAAAAUAUACGGGAUUUCGUAUUCGAUUUAUAAUUUCCUCGAAUACCUGUGCAUAAACAUUCGUUUCGGAUUCCUUCGAAAAAAGAAUUUCUAAUAAACAUUCGACGGAACAAUGUCAUCGCGAUUGAAUUUGGUUCGUGCGUUCCUCAACAAGACGGGACAGUCCGGCGAUGGCGACCAUUCCCAGAGCCUUUCUUCAGGCGAUGGCGAAAGUUCAAAGCCGCUUUCCGCUGGUGAAGCUCCCAGCGAGGGGCUGGACAGUGGCUUCCAGACGCGUACCCCGGAGAGUACUCCGACCACACAUCGUAAGGGCAUCGGGCGUGGUCAGCUGACAUCGGACCCUAGCAAUACCAUCGGAACGAUUACCACUUCAUCCGGAGCGGACUCGUCGGAAUCGGACAAACAGUCGAGCAUUACAUCAGCCAUGCCUUCUUUGAGUGGCCGUGGACGAGCCCAGUUCAUACAGACACUGAUCCGUCAACCACUCGAACAAGCUCCAACUGUGGCAUCGGAUGAUGUUUCGUUGGUUUCUGCGAGAGUGUCGCAAAUUGGUUUCGGAAGAGGACGAUUCAUUCAGCAGCUGUUGAAUACGGUUGCCGACAGCGAGAGCAGUGAAGUGGCAUCCAGUGUCACCAAGCGCGAUGAUAUUUCGGAAAAGAUGUCUCAAACAACGACCAGCGUAACCGGAACUGUUGAACUCGCGGACAAGACUCCUGUCAUCAAGAUGGGAACUCAUGGAACACCGGUCCAGUUGUUGACGAACUACAUUCGCCUUGCGUGUGAUCCGGAUCGUGGACUCUUCGAAUACGAAGUACGUUUCAGCCCGCUGGUGGACUCGAAAUCAAUCCGGGCCCGUUACAUCGCGCAACAUAAGGAGGUUCUAGGAAACGCCAAAACCUUCGACGGAGUUAAAUUGUUCCUUCCGAAAAAACUCCCGGACGAGGAAAUCAUUCUGCAAUCGCAGAAUCCUGUCGAUGGCCACGAAGUGACCAUCAAAAUCCUGUACAAACGCAAGCAACGGAUGAGCGAGAACAUUCAGUUCUACAACAUUCUCUUCCAGCGCAUUAUGAAGGUGCUCAAAAUGAUCGAAAUGGGCCGCAAGAACUUUGACCCCUCAGCUCCGAAGCUGAUUCCGCAACAUCGGCUGGAGAUUUGGCCCGGUUACGUCAGCGCAGUAGAUGAGUACGAAGGAGGCUUGAUGUUGAAUCUGGAUGUGUCCCAUCGGGUGUUGCUUCAGACAACGGUCCUGGAUCACAUCCGCACGCUGGCCCGGGUCAAUCCACAAGACUACAAGAACAUGGCCACCAAGUCGCUUCUCGGUGCCGUCAUCUUGACCCGAUACAAUAACAAAACCUACCGCAUCGAUGACAUCCUGUUCGAUCAGAAUCCCACGAUGACGUUCAUGGCCAACGAUAAACCCAUUUCCUACGUGCAGUACUACAAACAGCAGUACAACAUCGACAUUCAUGACCUCAAGCAGCCGCUUCUGAUCAAUCGCAAGGAACGACGCGUAACGGGUCAGGACAAGCCCCAGGAGAUGAUCAUGUGCUUGAUUCCAGAGAUUUGCUACCUCACCGGCCUGACGGACGACAUGCGAAACGACUUCAAGGUGAUGCGGGACAUUGCGGCGUUCACCAGAGUGUCACCGACACAGCGCUUGAACAGCAUGCAUCAAUUUUGUCGCAAUGUCAACGAGAACAAAGAGGCCCGGGAGAUUCUUGAAGUGUGGGGCCUCACGCUGGACAUGGAACCUCUGCUGAUGAAGGGCCGCCUCAUGGCAGAGGAGAAGGUCAAGUUUGGAAAUGCAGAGGUUGGUGUCGGCAAAAGUGGGGAUUUCAACCGAGCUGUCACCAGCAAUAACGUCAUGCAAGCGGUUAAUAUUCGGAACUGGCUGCUGGUUCACACGGUCAAGGAUACGAAAAUCGCCAAGUCGUUUAUGGAUUGCGUCGAAAGGAGCUGUCGACCGAUGGGUAUUCAAAUCGCUCCACCAGCGAUCGAAGUUCUUCCAGCGGAUAGGACUGAAAUGUACGUUCAGCUUCUGCGUACGAAAAUUCGCCAGGAUACGCAGAUCGUUGUCAUCAUUUGUCCCACCUCCCGGGAUGAUCGGUACGCCGCUAUCAAACGUAUUUGCUGUGCCGAAAUUCCGGUUCCGUCCCAGGUCAUCAAUGCCCGAACGCUGAGCAAUGAGGCCAAAAAUCGUGCCAUCGUGCAGAAGAUCAUUCUGCAGAUGAACUGCAAGCUGGGUGGAACGCUCUGGAGCAUUCAUAUUCCGUUCGACCACGUGAUGAUUGCCGGUAUCGAUACCUACCACGAUCCGAAGCAGAAGAGCAAUUCUGUGUCGGCAUUUGUGGCCUCGUUGAAUGGGAGCUACACCAGAUGGUACUCGCGGGCCUGUAUCCAGAGCAAAAAGGAAGAGUUCAUCAACGGAUUGUGUGCGUCGAUGGAAAAGGCACUGAAGGCGUACCAGAAGGCCAACUGUGUGCUGCCAAAGAGGAUCAUCAUUUUCAGAGACGGCGUUGGCGAUGGUCAGCUGAGAAUGUGCUCCGAAUACGAGAUUCCGCAGCUGCAGGAGUCAUGCAAGUUGGUGGAUCCCGACUACAAACCAGAGUUCGUCUUCAUUGUCGUGCAGAAGCGCAUCAAUACUCGAAUGUUCCGCGUGGACGGUCAAAAUUUGGAAAACCCAAAUCCCGGCACCAUUCUCGAUCACACCAUCACCCGCCGGAACCAUUUCGAUUACUUCCUGGUGCCGCAGUCGGUCCGGCAAGGUAGCGUCUCGCCCACUCAUUACAUUGUAGUUCACAACCAGCCCGACCUAGCCCCGGAUAUCCUGCAGCGAUUGAGCUACAAACUGUGCUACCUGUACUAUAACUGGCCGGGAAGUGUUCGAGUUCCCGCCUGCUGUCAGUAUGCCCACAAAAUGGCCUAUUUGAUUGGACAGUCAGUGAAACGGAACCCGGACGAAUCGCUGAAUGACAAACUGUUCUACCUUUAGAUCGUUUUUUUUUGCUUUUUCCAUAUUUAUCAUUUUUACUCAACUUGUUUACUCAGUUCUUUUUUGGCAUUUGAUUUUAUUGAUUGUUAUAACGAACAAACAGUUGAGUGCCUUCCUAAUCGUUACGAGAGACACGAAUCUCAAUUGGAGAUUUCUAAAGCCAAAUAUUAUCAAUGUAAUGAUUUUUCUUUCCUUUGCUUUGAUUCGGUCAGCACAGUUAGUAGGAGUAGCAGCUGGAAACUCUUAGCAAUACCUCACCUGUAAACUUUGACUUUCCGCCAUGUUUGUUCCAGCUAUCAUUCGCUGCUAUCUCGUUUAGUCUGGGAUCCAACAGAAGUAAAAAAGUGAGGUUGGGAGCCGAUUCUUUGUUCAGUUCUUAAUGAUAUUUUUAAAAUGAUUUUCAUAAAUAAAACAAA